This is a messenger RNA of Polyodon spathula (Mississippi paddlefish), 2340 nucleotides long. It is a transcript of the gene nme9, whose product is annotated as NME/NM23 family member 9. Gene Ontology annotation, molecular function: nucleoside diphosphate kinase activity. The transcript is spliced from 20 exons. NCBI's taxonomy places the organism in Eukaryota, Metazoa, Chordata, Actinopteri, Acipenseriformes, Polyodontidae. The record is from RefSeq and is a predicted model, not a curated record. Bases 69 to 2075 code for a protein of 668 amino acids. Gene Ontology annotation, biological process: UTP biosynthetic process; GTP biosynthetic process; CTP biosynthetic process.
CAAAGUUGCAAACAAACAAAUUAACUGGAAUACAGCACAGGUAACCUUACCAUUUAGGUGUGUGUACCAUGGCUGCGAAGAAAAAAGAAAUAUCACUUCAGAUCGCAAUUAACAACCAAGAGCAAUGGGAUGAUAUGCUUGCAAUGAAAGGGUUAAAGGUGGUCGACGUGUACCAGCAGUGGUGUGGGCCCUGCAGAGCUGUCGUCAGUCUCUUCAGAAAAAUUAAAAAUGAACUAGGGGAUGACCUCUUACAUUUCGCUACGGCUGAAACCGAUGGCAUUGAUUCCCUGGAACGAUAUCGUGGAAAGUGUGAACCAACCUUUCUGUUUUAUGGUGGAGGUGACCUGGUGGCUGUAGUGAGAGGGGCCAAUGCUCCCCUCCUCCAGAAGACUGUCCUGGAGCAGCUGACAGCGGAGAAGAAAGUGCUGGAGCAGGGCACCGAGCGCAAAGUGAUACAAGAUGAAGGGCUGGUGAAGGAGGAAGAAGAGGAGGUGAUUGAGAAGGAAGAAAGUGAUGAAGAUGUUCUGGUUCCUGACAGUAAAGCCUACACUGUGGCAAUCAUCAAACCUGAUGCUGUCGCACAUGGCAAAGCAAAUGAAAUAAUCAUGAAGAUCCAGGAAGCUGGUUUCGAGAUUUUGGCACAUGAGGAAAGAACACUGAGUGAAUCCGAAGCAAGGGAUUUCUACCAGCACAAGACUGAUGAGCUCUGCUUCGAGGAGCUGGUCCAGUUCAUGGCCAGUGGCCCCUCUCACGUGUUAGUGGUCUCAAAGCCGGAGGGCACUGAUGAUGUCAUCCCUGCAUGGAGGGAGUUCAUUGGUCCCACUGAUGUGGAAGUUGCCAAGAGAGAGAAGCCUGACAGUCUGCGAGCGCAGUAUGGUACAGAGACUCUGUUCAACGCUGUCCACGGCAGCGACAACAGUGAGCAGGCCAGCAAGGAGCUCGCUUUCUUCUUCCCCAACUUCAAAACCUCUUCAGAGGGGGAGCAGCUAGAGGAGGCAGCUGUGGAGAGGACUCUGGCUCUCAUCAGGCCCGACAUCCUGAAGGAUAGGAAAGAGGAGAUUCUGUUGCGGAUCCAAGAGGCUGGCUUCACCAUCGCCAUGCAGAAGGAGGUGAUGCUUUCAGAGCAGCAGGUGCGCGAGUUAUACAGGCAGCAUGUGGAGGAGGACUACUUCCCAGCACUGCUUAACAGCAUGACCAGCGGCCCUGUGCUUGCUGUUGCUCUGGCUAAGAAGGGAGCUGUGGAAUACUGGAGAAACAUCCUGGGACCCAAAGACGUCACCCGGGCCAAGGAGGAAGCGCCUGAAAGCUUCAGGGCACAGUUUGCAGCAGAGAGUGUCCCAAUAAACCAGCUGCAUGGCAGUGCCACUUGUGAAGAGGCUGCCAGGGAGCUGUCUUUCUUCUUCCCCAAAGAACAGACCCUGGCAGUCAUCAAGCCUGACACACUGGAGGAACACAAAGGUGAAAUCCUAGAGCAGGUCCAGGCAGAAGGUUUCACGAUAUCGCAAAUGAAGGAGACAGUCCUGUCCAGGGAGAUGGCCGAGGAGUUCUACAAAGAGCACAGAGGCAAGCCCUUCUUCAACCAGCUGGUUGAUUACAUGUGUCGAGGCCCCUGCCUGAUGAUGAUACUGAGCAAGGAGAAUGCAGUGGAGGAGUGGAGAGCCAUGAUGGGCCCCACAGAUCCGGCUGAAGCCCAGGAGAAGGCCCCAGACUCGCUCAGGGCUCGCUUUGCAAAGGACAUCCUGGAGAACUCUGUGCAUGGCUCCUCCAGCCAGGAGCAAGCCAUGGAGAAGAUCAAGUUUGUGUUCGGAGACAUUGCAGUGGGACCAGACGGGGACCUUCAAGGGCUAGAACCUGAGCUUGACAGGGUGGAUGACUUAGAAGCUCUUGUAAAAGACGGAGAUGGCACAGAACAGCAAAAACAGGAGCAACUUCAAGAUGGGGAGAAUCACAGUGAAGAAGAUGCUGAUACCACUGAUCAGCAGUCUGUUCACAAAGAGGAGGGACUUGAAAGCGCGGCAGUGCAGCAGUCAGCAGACACUGAGAACCCCACUGAAGGAGGAGGGGAAGCACCUUGACUUGAUGAGCUUACAACUAUAACAGUUGAAAUGAGUCUACAACUAUAACUGUACCCAUUACCAGGCUUCGCAAAGCAAGACUGAAUCACACCACACUGUACCAUGGAAUGAAAUUACUUUUUCUAAUUAAAAGAAGGUGUCUUCUUUUGAUUCCCUCAACAUUUUAAUAUCACUCUAUAAUGUGUUGUGUUUUUACCCUAAUUUCUACAACAACAGAUAAAGAGAAUAAGAAUUUUCAGUCAUUUAAUAUACAUUGGCGGCUCGA